Molecule: messenger RNA, 2239 nt
Organism: Candoia aspera
Lineage: Eukaryota; Metazoa; Chordata; Lepidosauria; Squamata; Candoiidae
Gene: MGST1
Product: microsomal glutathione S-transferase 1
Exons: 4
Coding region: 40-519 (159 amino acids)
Cellular component (GO): mitochondrion; membrane
Molecular function (GO): glutathione transferase activity
Source: RefSeq, a predicted model, not a curated record
GGGGAACUGCAGCAGCCCAGCCUAGGUCUUUGGUGAAAAAUGGCCAAAAUGCUAAACUUAAAUGAAUUAGGGGAUGUUGAGGUGACCCUGGCGUAUGUCAGAUACGCAGUCCUUCUCCUUGUGAAAAUGAUGCUUAUGAGCACGAUCACAGCUUUCUUCCGAAUGAAAAAAAAGGCGUUCGCUAGUCCUGAAGAUACAGCAUCAUUUGGGAAAGGAGAGAAUGCAAAAAAGUAUCUGAGGACUGAUCCUGAUGUGGAGCGUGUACGCAGAAUCCAUCUCAACGACCUUGAGAACAUAGUUCCAUUUCUUUUCAUCGGAUUCUUCUACUCUGUUAGUGGUGUCACCCUCUCCACCGCUUUGAUGCACUACCGAAUUUUUCUUGGUUCUAGGAUCUUCCACACAAUUGCCUACCUGGUACCUCUUCCCCAGCCCUGUAGAGGUUUGGCUUGGAUGGCUGGUUACUUAGUUACCUUUUCAAUGAUAUACAAGCUUGUGAUGGUUGGUUUCAGUAUGUCUUAGAGAAGAAAGCUAGUACCAUUUUCAGCCUAUGUACUUCAGUAGUGCCUUGUCCAUCCAAUAGAAGAGAUCCUCCCUCCCUCCCUCCCUCCCUCCCUCCCUCAGGUUGAACUGUGGAGCUCUUGGCAUUCUCCGAGCUUGGUUGUUUGCUUGCAGACGUUUUAUUACCAAACUAGGUAAUUUCAUCAGUGUGAGGGACUGUGUGGUUUGUUCCCUGUUUACAUACAGUAGCUUGCUGUGCCAGUUUUGGUGGGGGUGUGGUUUUCUCCUUGGUAGUUCCUUGAUUCAAGGAUUCAAGGAACUACUUUAAUCAAGGAACUACCAAGGAGAAAACCACACCCGCACCAAAGCUGGCAUGGCAAGCUACUCUACGUAAACAGGGAGUGAACCCCACACUCACUCGCACUGAUGAUGUUACCUAGUUGGGAAGUGUAGCAUCAGCAAACAAACAAUCAAGCUCAGAAUGCCAAGGACUCCACCAUUAGUUCUUCCUCAGAGAAACUCCUUCACAUCUGCUGCUCAACUUUCCAGUGUUUAUGCAUACUCUUUCUGUUUCUCAAACAAGUUAAGAUUGUGAGCCAUGACAGCGAGAUGAAACCAACAUACAUGGAGGCAGUUUUUUUUGGAAGUGGCAGAUGUGGAAGGCUGACAAUAAGACAGUGUUCUCUAACAUAGGACCAUCUUGAUCUGUGGGGAUCAUUAUGAUUGGUUCUGGCUGGGAGUGAUGAAAGUUGUAGACCACCAUAUUUGGAGAGCCCCCAAGCUGGGGAAGGCUAUAAGGAAUGACCACCCUCUUUCUGGUGUAAUCCAUCAAGUCUUUCUUGGGUUUGCUGCAGAACUCCCUUGAUUCAGUGCCAUGAAAGGAGGGAAGUUUUUCCCCCACUUUCUAAGCCCUGGAAACUGGCCUACAUAAGUGAUGGUCGAAUGCUUCUUUUCUAGGAUAUUAAUUCUUUAGUUUGUAAUUUUUGGGAACUGCAUUAUCUCUGCAAUAAAUGCAGACCAGAUCAGAAGCAAAUAUGGCUUAUUCUAUGUUACAUCUUGAGUGGUUGAAAUGCAGCUUUCCAGAUGGCCUCGGAGUACAGCUCCUUUUAGCUGUGCUAAUUGAUGGAUGUUGGGAGUUCAGCAGCAUCUGGAGAACCACACAUUUUGAUAGGCCCUAUGAUUGUAGAUCUGGGAAGUAAGCAUUGUACUUGAGGCUCACAAAGCAUGUCUCAGUUCCAGCUCUUUAGCCCUGUUAACUUCCCAUCUUCAUCAUGAGUUUGAGUGCUUGUUUUGAGCCUAUGGUUCCUGAAUAGUAAUUCAGUAACAUCUGGAGAGUCGUAAGUUCCCCAUCCCUGUUCUAUGUUUUGAGUGCACAAGGCCAUCCUAGAAAUUAUAAUCCAAUACAGAUAAUUUGCCCAGAAAGUAUGGGCUUUGAAUGUUUCACUAUACUUGAUAUUCCACAUGUUGUAUCAGCAUUUCAAAUACUUUGGUUAAAUUUAGGUUCCAGUUCCAGUUUAUGUUUGUUAGAUUUGAACCUUGUGAACAAAUUCCUUUAUUCCUGCCUUCUCCUUCAUGUGUUGUCUUAGCUCAAACUGAUUGGAAUGGCUCAUGCAAGCGUUAAGAUUUUUAAUGUGCACCAACUCUCUUUUGAGGGCAUAUAUGAAUGGUAAUUUUCUACAUAUGCUAUUUUGGGAUGUAUCUUUUUGAAGCAUAAAUAAUAAAGACAAUGGCAGGAAAAAAA